CCGAGAUAACCAAGAGAAGGUCUGAUCAUGAAUUUUAACUAGUUAAAAACCUAGUAUUAAUGCCAGUUUGUAGCAGCCUAAAGAAAGCUAUACCAGCCACCUUGAAAGCGUGGAAUGACAUUGACGCAACAAUAAAAAAAACACAUAAAAAUACAGGCCUACAGAUAAGACAAGGAUGCGGUGACUUAAACCAAUAAGAUCAAUAUCUCAACCAUUAUGUAUGUCAAAGAUAGCUCCAGAUGUGAAUGUGGAAACCAAAUAGAAAUGCUAAACGCUACUUCAAAUACCAAAGGCAAAACACAAUUCUACCAAGGAUAACAGUAGCAGACAUCGUCCAUGAGAAUGCUAGCAAAACAGAUGACGAAAAUAAAGCCAUCCUCACUGCUGUAUACAAUUCCACGAGAGCUUCAACGAGGAUUUCAAACAAAUACAGUUAUUUCUUUCGCUCUUUCACUUCAUCUAAGCUUCCCAUCCUGCACAAAAGGAUAAAAUUGUAAAGUGAAUUUUCAUUUCGACCCACUUCCCAGGAUUAUGAGCCUUUCAUACCAGAAGUAUAUGUGCCACUGUCACGUGAUGAUGCUAGUUCAAAGCCAAUCAAAAUUCUUAGAGAUACAUGUGCCCCCAGACAUUGUUCACAGAGUCUGUUUUUGUCCGAGGAUACAUUUACAUGUAAUCAUAUGUGGAUAGUAGGCAUUGAACUGGCUCAUUCUUCAGUUUCCCUCCACUGUGUUCAUAAAUAAACAUGUGUUUGGACUAAAGAUACUUCAAUAACGAACCACCAGGGUAGGAUGAAACCAAAACACAUUUGGUGAAACAUCGGAAGAAUUAGUAAGAGCGGUGGAACAGCAUGGAAAUGGUGAUCCUGCUCAGAUGUUGAAUCACCUCUGGGAAAGGUUGUUUUGAUGAAGAAUAAACAUGUCUUUGAACAAAAGGUUGAGGAUUGUCCUGAACAAAUGUUCUCGAAAAGCUGGUGAAAAUGUCACGACCAAUUCUUAUAUGCAUAGUUUUGGUAGUAUUGACCGCUGGUGCAUUUGGACAUGACGUAUCUAUCCGGGGACGCUUCACCUGUGGCGGGGCGGCGGUAAAGAACGCUCUUGUACGUUUGCUUGAUCAAGACUACCUGGUGGAUGACAUCUUAGCUGAUGGAUGGACGGACGAGAAUGGAGAAUUUGAAUUAUCUGGAGACGGAGUUGAUGGUUGGAACGGAAACCCCGAUGUGUUUAUCAAACUGGAAUACAACUAUUUGAACAAAAUGGUCGUAAAAGACAGAACACUCCGCGUAAGAUAUGAGACGUCCGAAAUCACGAAUAAUUUUAGUGGCAAAAGCGAUAUAGGAACAAUAAAUGUCAACAAUGAACACUGCAGAGUAUAUCAACUGUUCCGAGAAGCGAUCCUUGACUAUACCCUGAGGUCUGAGAACGACAACCUGCCAUAUGAUUACCUCACUGUACACACAGAUGCCCUUCUGUCUUUGGUAUCGGGAACUCGUAAACCCUGGUCCAACAUCGAUACAAUCAGGGUACCGGGUGGAUAUCCAUUGAAUGCCACCACGGCAAGGCAUGAGCUGGCACAUACAUUGAGACAUGCAAUGGACGGUGGCCGGCUACACUGGUGGGCAGAUAUUUCAAGUUACAGCUAUGUUCAACCACACCAUUGCAACAUGAGGUCAAACCCAGGAUUUGCUUUCAAUGAAGGAUGGGCAAUAUAUUGGUCUGGAAAUUGCAAAUGCUCUGAGGGAUCCGAUAUGAACGUCGAAGGCCAUGUGGCUGCAAGAUUGUGCGAACUGGCAAGAUGCAAAAGCGACAGCCAAAUGUGGGACAUCCUAGAGUCCAACCCAGGCACAAUUCACUCGUAUGCGGAAUUUGAGGAGAAGCUCUUCAGCAAAUACCAACCGGCUUGUUAAAAGUGAAUACCAUUGGAACUGCGAACUGGAUUUUACUUGGACAUGUUUUAGUCAUAAUAUAAUAUGUGCUUGUACAAGAAAUAUAUUUUAAAAUGCUAGACAAUUCACGACUCGAGCUUUGCUUCUACUACAUUUUUGAAAAGAGUGACGCAUAAAGACGAAUCAAAAUUUGUAACGACGCACUUUCCUCAAAAGAUCAAAUGCUUGACCUCACGCAAUUGUAUUUUGCUUAAUUUUAUUAUAAUUUGGUGCCAUAAUAUUAUAAUUUUCAUUUUAGUUACACACGUGACUGGGUUUUAAAUACAACAUUAUAUAUGUAGGACUACGGAAUGUCAGUACAAAUGCACUCACCUUCUGUUCAUGCUUUGUACGACAUUCUGUCCAACUCCAAUUUCACCAUAUGUAAUGCCCUUAUCAUCAUUUGUUCUUUAAAUAUGGCAUUACCAUUUUGACUAUAUGGCCAUUAUUUGCAUCAUGAUGACGAAUCGACAAUGUUAAACAGCUGUUUCUUCAAAAUAAAAUCAACGCUUUGCUAAACUACUUGUAUUACUUUUUUAUAAUCAAUUUUCUUAAGUGUUUAAUUUAUGAUUUUUAUAAUACAUACGUAGGUAUAUCCAUAAACUAUCAUAAAAUGUCUCUAAAAUCUUUAUUUUAUAAUAUUUUCUCGAGAAAUUCUUAACAAUUGUGUUAUAUGUUGUAUUUUCAGGCUAAAAGGGUACCACCGAUACAUUAUGGUUAACUAAUGGUUGCUAUGUCAGCACGAACACAUGGUACCCAGGAGAGACCAAAAUUAAUUAAUAAAAG
Owenia fusiformis is the source of this 2707-nucleotide messenger RNA. NCBI's taxonomy places the organism in Eukaryota, Metazoa, Annelida, Polychaeta, Sabellida, Oweniidae. The record is from the annotation of a GenBank genome assembly.